UGAGGAUUCAAUGCGUUUCAAGUGCUUCUGAAGCAUCCCAACGAUCUCUGCUCCAAUGUGUGUGUGUCAAGGGGUGAACACUGCGGAGACAGGUAGUGCGUGCUCACUCUGUGCUUCGUCAAGAAUGAGGAGGUGCAGACGUUCCUGAAUGACCAUCAAGCGGUACUGUGCUGUGCUGGUGGUGAUGGCGGUGGUGGGGAUGGCGGCGGGAGCCAGGCCACGGCAGCUCAUUGUCUCUGAGGUCUCGGAGAGGGAAAUCGUCUCUGAAUCACUUGAUGUGUGGAACCCAGAGAACGGCAAGUCAAGGCCUGAGAAUCGGGAGGAGACUCAAGGCGCGGCCAGCUCCUUACCUAUCCUAUCUUUCCUCGAGCCAUGGACUUCCGCCAUCACCCAGGUACUGUCCCUUCUCCCGGACCUCGCCAGUGUCGCGGUGCAAGUCCUGAGCUUCGUCGGAUAUUUGGUGGGGACAGGCCUGGGGGCGGCGGGGACCUUGAGUAUGGGCACCAGGGCCGUAGAGGGUGUCGGGGGAAGCCUUCAGUCAGUCUCGCUGACCUUGCCUCAUGCGUUGUCGGUGGUGGUGGUGGCGGGCAUGUCGGUGCUGAUGCUCUUACCUGGAGUCUACGACUGGAUACUGUCCCUCAUCGCCUCCGUUGGUUUAGCGAUGGCUGGCCACGUGACGGCGUCUGUCAGAAGCCUCGUAGAUGAAAAUAGUCCAUGGAUAACACUCGUGGACAACACUUCUCUCUUCAUUCGGAAGCUCCAGCGGAACUUCAAAACGUGAACAUUUCAACACUCAAUCGUUUUACUCAGCAGCUUCAAACUUUGUAACUUUGUAACUCUGUAACGUCCUGGUGAUCCUGACAACAUAAAACGACAAAUUCUCUUCGUUAAGUGACAAUGAUAUUCAUGGUCUAUUUUUCAAAACUUCAUUAUCACCGUAAAGUAGGCAGGGAAGUGUGACAGGACAGAAAGAAAGACACCGCUGGAGUAAAAGAAUAGUAGUAUUGAAUGAAUAAAAAAUGAUAAUAAUGGGGCGCUUUGUUAGA
Portunus trituberculatus (swimming crab) is the source of this 1046-nucleotide messenger RNA. RefSeq lists its product as uncharacterized. NCBI's taxonomy places the organism in Eukaryota, Metazoa, Arthropoda, Malacostraca, Decapoda, Portunidae. The record is from RefSeq and is a predicted model, not a curated record. The transcript has 6 exons. The coding region runs from base 149 to 781 and encodes 210 amino acids.